Molecule: messenger RNA, 4874 nt
Organism: Sarcophilus harrisii (Tasmanian devil)
Lineage: Eukaryota; Metazoa; Chordata; Mammalia; Dasyuromorphia; Dasyuridae
Product: translation initiation factor IF-2-like
Exons: 2
Coding region: 7-957 (316 amino acids)
Source: RefSeq, a predicted model, not a curated record
GCCGAGAUGACUCGGAGCUCUGUCUCCCACUCUCGCGGCCGCGCGGCCGAGGAGGCCCGGAGGGUUCCGGGGGGCGGGGGGAAUAAAAGCGCGGGUGCGCACCGCCCCCUCGUGGCGAAGAGCGGGACCGCAGGAGGCUGUUCUGGGAGCCGGCAGCCGGGAGCCGGGGUUUCCCCAUCUCCAGGCGGAGAAGCUAAGACCCGGAGAGGGAGGGUCCCGGGGCGCGCGCCGCGGCUGCCCCGGAAACCGCUCGGGACGCUCCCGCGGGAGGGGGCGGGGCCGCAGCGCGCCACGCCCGACGUCAGGCUGGGCCGGGGGAAGCAGACUCCGCGAGGACACAGCGGGACCGGGGCCGGGGGACCGGCGGCCACGGGGCGGGGGGGGAGGGAUCCCGGCUUGGCGGCGGGCGGCCCCGCAGCGUCGGGACAUCCCGCCCGGCCGGAGUGGGGCGGAGGAGACUUCCCGGCCGCCCGAGAGGCCUGCGCGGCGCUGCCCCCCGCCCCCAGGCGCGUUAGGGUUUAUGUGCGCUUGUGGCGUCCCCCGCCAAACCUAAGGGGGGCUCGGGGUUUGUGGGCGUCCCCCGAAGUCCGGCCCAGGAGGUGCUUAGCGAGCAGGCGCAGCCGGGGGUACGUGUCCCGCAGGGCCCCGCAGCCGCGGAGCGGGAAGCGUCCGGGCUCUCCCCGCGGCGCCAGCGGCUGCCCCCUUUUGAAACAGCUUUUGAAGAGGAAGGGAUCGGACUUUCCUUCCCCCGUUUUUUGUUCUCACGGAGAUCUUUGCCGAGCCCCCGCUCGCAAGCCCCCGGAGCGCGGCUGCCGCUCGGGGAGGCUUAGACGGGGAGGGAGUCUGGAGGAAGCGGGGCCGGGGCGCGCCGUGGGAGCUCCGGAGAAGCCUGGAGCUGGCUCAGGGCGUGGGGGAGAUGACGGCUCCGCAGUUCCCACACGCUCCGUGACGACGUGAUCGCGCCGAGGUGUUCCCCAAAAGCAACACUUGUAAAGUGCUUUGCAAACCUUAAAGAGUCGCAGAAAUGCUCGUGGAUCAUUGUGAUUAUAAUACUCAUCAUCCAAGAACUGGAGAAAAUCAGCGGGCUCUCCCUUCAGUGGGCAGCUAGGUAGUGUAGACAGGGGGCUGGCUCUGGAGAGAGGAGUUCAAAUCUGCCCUCAGAUACUAGCUAUGUGACUUUGGACAAGUCAGGUCACCCUCAGUUUCCUCAUGUGUAAAAUGAGCCAGAGAAGGGAAUGGCAGUGAGUCUGCCAAGAAAACCCCACAUGGGACCAUGAAGAAUGGGGCACGACUGAAAAACAAGUUGUUGAAAGCUGCCAUUGUAACAUGGCUUUGGCCUGUGGCCGGGCGGUUUUCUGAGCCAUCCAGUCUGUUAACGUAGAGCAGGUUACAAGGCUCCAGGCCUGGGAGGGUUACCCUCCUGUGGAGAAAUCCAUCUUCUUGCAGCCCACUCGUGACUCUUUAAACAAAUAAAGAAAAGCACAGGCCUGACAACAGGGAACCAAAGAAAACAUUUCCAAAGACUCGAGCCUCAGGACCGAGUGGGUAGCAGAUUUGUGCCCGGCCCAAAACAAUGUGAACGGGCCCCUCAGACAUUUCAAAACAAGGAAAUGCAGGAAGCAGAAGCUUAUUGCUCAACGUCCAUCAGCCAUCCUACCUGAGAGGGCUGCCAAUGUUUCCAGAGGUGGUGGCUUGCCCAAAAGCAUUUCGGUGCCUUUUGGAUGUCUCAUAUUGACUCUCUCCAGGAUGUCAAACUCAGAAACCUUCCAAAACAGAUCUCAUCUUUCUCCAGGCCUUCUUUCUGCUGAACCUCCCUGUUCCCGUGAAGGGCACCCCCAGUUUGAAAACUUUAGGUCACCCUGGAUUCUUUACACUCUGGCCCUCAUCUCCACUCAGUUCCCAAAUUUAGCCCCAUGACCAACCUCUCAGCUUCGGUUAGACCUCAUCCCCUAGAUUAUUGACAAUGGCAGUCUGGGAGAUCUAUGGAUCCCUUCUCAGAAAAAGGUUUUUAAAUAAAUGAAGAAAAUGCUCAGUUGCAGUCAGAAGUGAGUGAAAUAAAGAUGUUUUUCUCUCUCCAAAUUUAUGUAUUCUGAACUUGACCCAUGGGGCUGCUCUGGACUGUUCCAAGGACCUCUUAAUUGGGUCUCCAUGGCUCUAGUCUCUCACCAUUUCGAUCCAUUCCCUACAAAGUCAAGAUGAUUUUCUGCAAAGUUCAGAUCUGACCAUGUCAUCGCUCUAUUCAAUGAACUCCCAGGGCUUCCUCUAAUGAGAUAUAAACUCUUGUGAUAGACUAUAAAGUCCUGUCCCAAUCUUUCCAGCUUGCUUUCCUCCAUGUGCCCUGUGGCUUCAUCAAGCUGACUUUCCCAUUAUUGUGCACUGGGUCUCAGCCAAGCCUGGAGUGGACGUCCCUUCUCGCCAUCUCAUUUCCUUCAGCAGAUGCUUUUUGUGGGACGCCUUUGCCGGAACCCAGAGGUACUAGUGUCUUUCCUCACCCCUUACCUUGUGCUUCAUAAGUGUGCCUAGAAAUAAAGUUUGAAGGACUCUUGGAAGUCAUUGGUACCAACACAACACUGAACAAGUGAUUCUCUAGGAUUCUUUACUCUAGUGAGAUGGCUUGUGGGCUCGCUCUGCUGUGCAGGGCUAACAUCUAGGAGGCAGCAUGGUCCAGUGGUCAAAGCACUGAUUGGAGUCAGAAAAUAGGCAUUGCCAAGUCAGGUCUCAGUUUCCUUAUUUGUAAAAUGAGAUGGCUGGACUAGACAGCCACGGCCUUGGGGUCCUCUCCAGUCCUAAAUCUGCUACUGCUGACUUGUGCUGCUUUAAACAAACCAAACAGCAACAAAACAAUGAGAAAUCAGCACAAAUACUAGAAAAAUAAAUCACACUGUUAAGUAAUCAGGACUCUUGUUCAAUAUAGUUGGACAAUUCUUUCCCUAAAACUAAAAUGCUGUGGUGCUCCUUUAACUCAAACCUUUCCUUCUGCUGUGAUUCACAAAGUCUGGUGUACUGGGAUAAAAGAAAUUAGAAAUUAGUCAUCUGGUAGUCACUUUCACAUUCACAUAGUCCUUGCAUUUUAAAUAGUCCAGACUUUAAGCUUGUGAAAUGAAGUCUUUGCGGAUGUGUCUCUUCCUGGCCAACUCCCAGGCUUCCCUCUCUGGGGAUUUAUUUUGUUCAUGUUCCAAUCUGAGUCAAGCACUCAUUUUCUCCUCUGCCAUAACAUAAGCUCUUGGAGGAUGGGAACUUUAUUUGUGCAUUCUUAGUGUGUAGCGCAAUUCUAAAUAAAAGCUUACUGAUUCAUUUGGAGAACUGACCGGCCCUGGGAUCUGUAGCUUCGAAGACCAAGCACUCCUUGUAGUCUCAAGUGAUGGGGAUGGACUUCUGCCAUCUCUGAGCCAGGAGGGGGAUGAGAUUCUCACACUGCCUGGGAGGAAGGAGUAAAGAAGACAAGAAUCCUGGUCUGGGAUUUACCAUUCAAUGGGGUUAAGGACUGAUUACCUAGAAAAGGGGGUGCUCUUUAUUAUCAGAAGUGAUUAAAAACAAAACAAAAGGAAAAAUUUUUGAAAACCACACUGAAAAUGCUUGAAUGGUACAUUUUAAGAAUUUAGCUUCUUAGGCAGCAGCUAGGUGGUGCAGUGGAUGGCGAGGGUCAGGAGUCCCAAGUUCAAAUUUGGCUGACUCAAGAUCUUUGACCCCAGACAAGUCAUUUAGUUUCCUCAGCUGUAAAAUGGAGCUGCCUUUCUCGGGGUCAUGAGGAUUCAAUGAAAUAACCUUAGAAAAAAGUGCUUAAUACAUGCUGCCAUAUAAAUGUUGUUACCGCUAUCACUAUCGGAGCUAUCUCCCAGGGUAUAUAUACUAUUUGUAAAGCCCUAGCAAUCACAAUGUAAAUGUGAGCUCUUAUUAAUACACAGGAGAACCACUUUUAGGCCUGAUUUACUGGACUUGUCUGAAGCCUCAGGAUGAUGGGGAUGCAAGGGGACACUGAAUCAUCCUCGCAUAUUUCAGUGUAAUCAGUUUAUCCUUGUUUAGUCCUUUAUUAUUUUUCAUUCACAUUUCUUUCUUUUUUAAAUCAUUCUCUUCACUCCUAUGUAUGAACUUCAGUUUUUCUGCUGCUCUAAACUUUUCAUCAGAAAUUCUUUUUCAUUAAAGAGCCAUUUCGACCAUUGCAUUAUCCUCAGUUUUGCUGGGUAAAUUACUCUUAUAUGUACCCUUUGCCUUUUGGUAUAUUAUUAUUUCAAGUUCUCAUUCCUUUAAUAUAGUGACUAUUAAAUUGACUAUGGCGGCUCCUUAGUAUCUAAAUUCCUACUGCUGAUAGCUUGCAGCAGUUAUCCCUUCUACAUUGUGACUUUUGACAUAUCUUGUGUUGACUUAAGAAAUUAAAUGGGAAUUUUGGAGAAGACACAGGCCAGGAGAUGACAUAGAAAAAGUUUCAUAAAAUACAAAUGCAUAAAAAUGCGUGAAAUGUGUAAAAUUUAUGCAGGGUAUUGUAUAUCAAAUAAAAUUUUACAAUAAGUACUGUAAAAGAAAAUAAUUGAGACUCUGACACGCAGGGUCAAGUUUUUAUACGGAUUUUCCAUAUUGAGGUGGCAGGGGUGGGAUGUGGAAGGGUGCCAUGUUCCUAACCCCUGUGAUGUGGAAGGGAUAACUGUAUUCUUUGACAGCCCAAAAGACUGUGACUUUUUCUGGAUUUCCCCAUAGGAUUUGAUCAAAACUUGAAUCAGUUUUGAGAUCUACUGCUUUUAAGUUUAUGGAAGGGAGCCCACUGCACUGCUUUGUCUCCCACCAAUAUUAAGCUUUGGAAGGAUUCUCCAAUUGAAAAAUGGUCAAAGGAUAUGAACAGACAAUUCUCAGAUGAAGAAAUUGAAACUAUUUCUAGUCAU